Messenger RNA from Aspergillus eucalypticola CBS 122712, 404 nucleotides. RefSeq names its product DUF2945 domain-containing protein. The transcript is spliced from 3 exons. Lineage: Eukaryota; Fungi; Ascomycota; Eurotiomycetes; Eurotiales; Aspergillaceae. The record is from RefSeq and is a predicted model, not a curated record. Bases 121 to 351 code for a protein of 76 amino acids.
CUUAAAUGCACGACACAGCACCACGUAGUAGUUUUAUUAGUUAUCUGCACCAUACACACACACACACACAACAAGACUACGACAAAAACUUUCCAUACUCUAAGAGUUAUUAACCUGAGAAUGCCCGACUACGCAACAGGUGAUACGGUUCGCUAUAAGCCUAUUGGCGGACCUGAUUCCAAGACCGCCGAAGCAAUCGGCAUCAUCCGGGACGUCCGCACGCACUCUGGUACCAUGACGGGGCGGAAGAUUGAAGCGUCGGAUGAGAUGCCGCGGUAUGAGAUCGAGAACGCUCAUACACAUAAGCGAGCGGCGAUCAAGGAAAGUAGUAUUCUGGGACCGGCGGAGUGAAAGGCACCAUGAUGUUAUAUAUUGAUGCGCGGGGGGCAGUCCUUGGUUAGGGG